Messenger RNA from Phaeoacremonium minimum UCRPA7, 663 nucleotides. RefSeq names its product putative kinesin family protein. The record is from RefSeq and is a predicted model, not a curated record. The transcript has a single exon. NCBI's taxonomy places the organism in Eukaryota, Fungi, Ascomycota, Sordariomycetes, Togniniales, Togniniaceae. Bases 1 to 663 code for a protein of 220 amino acids.
AUGGAAAUCGCAGCAUUGGAAAUCGCGCGUCUAUCCGAGGAGAUUGAUUAUCUGCGAGACACCGCGAAUCGCGAGCAUGAAGCCAGAGUAUCUGCCGAAGCUCAUCUUUUGUCCAUGGAGGAUCGCAUGCUGGAGCUUGAACAAGCCGUCCGCGAGGACUGUGUAGCUGAGUUCGAGCAGCGUCUAGCGGUUGAACUGGCACGAUGGAAGGCUGGGAUGCAAGUCGAGAUUGAACGUGGUGAAGAGCACUGGGACCGUAAGAUUGAGGUGUUCGAGCGCAGUCUCGGCGUCCAAGUAGUCGUCACUGGAGCAGCAAGCGACGAUGAAGUCGAGGGCGAGAACAAAGAGAACGUCCUGGUCGAGAAUUUGCAGCAGGAGAAUGAUCGGCUCAGACGUGAGAUGAUGGUCCUGAAGCGUGAGCUUGCAGGUCGCAGCCCUAGCAAGCGAGUCCCUCUUGGUGAGAGAGACGACGUGACUACAGGCACGCCCAGGUCCAGCAAAGGCGGCGAUAGCCUCCAACGCAAAAUGGAGAAGCUAAGGGUCAGCGAGGAUGGUCGCGGUAGCUCGGCGUCGAGACGAGACGACAGCAAUGGUAGCCCGAAGAAGAUGAGGAAGCUGACCGCGAAACAUUGGGAGAGUGGAGUCGAUGAUGAUCUCUUCUGA